Molecule: messenger RNA, 213 nt
Organism: Eruca vesicaria subsp. sativa (arugula)
Lineage: Eukaryota; Viridiplantae; Streptophyta; Magnoliopsida; Brassicales; Brassicaceae
Source: the annotation of a GenBank genome assembly
AUGGAUUCUCUAAUUGCAGAAGCUGCAGCGUUUGGUGAGGAUGGCAAUGAGAACUCAACCAUCAUCACAGUUUACCCACAAGUGCUUAUAAUAGCAGAUUCUCUUGGUCCCAAACGUCAGUUUUUAAAGUCAAGAGGAGCUUCAGUCUUUGAGCUCGCUGAGGUUCUCUCAAAAGUUCCUAAGAUAUUGGGAUCCAAAAAGACAAAGCUUUGA